UGUCAUUGAUUUAUUGUGUAACAAAUAACUUGUUUUACUGGACAGAACAUCAUGGGUUUUGAGUUACCUUAGGAAUUUGUGCCACUUCUGUUCUCCCUGGAGAGUUAAUAGCCAGAGGGUUAAUGAGCGAGCUUAAACUUGUCUGUAACAUUUGUGAAAACUUAUUGAGGCCUUUCAUUAACCUGGGGUUAAAUGAAGAUCCACCCAAUCAGUGGUACUCUAUAAAUCAGCAUGCACACUCUGAGACACUUAUUCUGUUCUCACAGAAUUUUGCCUGGUGUGUAAAUCUUUUCUUCCUGCAUAGUGUUCCCAACAUGAGUUGCCACGCCAGCUCUGGGAGCCAAUCCUUUUCCAUUAUGGAGCAAUCAAAAGUCACACCCUUGGGGAGGACAUUCACGAACACGUUAUUCAUUCCUUCUGAAGUUUCAAAUCCAGUCAUCCAGCCUACACUUCCCUAUAUGGGAAAAAUCCCUGGAGGCUUAAAACCAGAUAAGGCUGUGUUCAUCCAAGGGGCUGUUCCUGCAAAUGCCAAGCUCUUUGAGAUAAAUUUCCACACAGGGCAGUCUUAUAGUGAUGGUAUCGCUUUUCACUUCAACCCUCGUAUUACAGUUAAAUAUGUGUAUAUGAACAGUCUCAGAAAUGGUAAGUGGGAAAAGGAUGAAACUGUUUAUGACAAGCCCUUCCCCAAAGGGACAUCUUUCAGUCUACUGAUUACCAUCAAGUCAGAGGGAUAUGAGGUUUAUGUGAAUGGCUUGCGAUACUGGCUGUUCCAACAUCGCAUGCCUCUAGAGCAAGUUCUGACACUUGGCAUUCGUGGUGAUGUUUUCAUUUCCAGCUGUGGUUUUAUUGAUAACUGGAGCAAGACCUCUUUAUUUGCAGAACAGUCAAAGAUCACAGGUUUGGGGAGCUCAUUCUUGAAAAUGUUACCAAUCCCUACAGAGCUUGUAAAUCCAGUCAUCCAGCCUACGAUACCCUAUACUGGUCCAAUAUCUGGAGGGACACAACCAGGAAUGGCUCUGUUUGUCCAAGGGACUGUUAAUCCAGCUGCAAACCAGUUUCGAAUAGAUUUUAAAUCGGGACAGAACACUAAUGAUGACGUCCUAUUUAUCUUCAAUCCCCGAAUUGGCCAAUAUGUGUACAUGAACAACUUUGUAAAUGGUAUCUGGCAAAAAGAGCAAUUAGUCUGCCAUAAGCCCUUCACCAGAGGUGCAACCUUCAGUAUAUUGAUUGUUAUCAAUACAGAGUGUUUUGAGGUCUAUGUGAAUGGGAUGCGACACUGUACAUUCACACACCGCGUGUAUUUAGGUAAAGUUACUACGCUCUACAUUUGUGGAGAUGCUUGCAUCCACUAUUUUGGCUUUACUUACAACUGGAGCAGAUCACCUUUCUUUAAGGAUCAAUUGAAAAUCACAGACAAAGUUACCUCAGUCACAAGUCCAUUAUCCAUCCCAUCAGAGAUUGCAAACGCAGUCAUCCAGCCUAGAAUCCCCCAUAUUGGACCAAUAACUGGACAAAUGAGACCAGGAAUGGCGCUGUAUGUCCGGGGCGCUGUUCUUGCAGAUGACAGCCAGUUUGCAAUUGGUUUUCAAAAUGGGCAAAAUUAUAACGCUGACGUCGCUUUUAUUUUCAACCCACGGUAUGAUCAAUACCUAUACCUGAACACUUACAGAAACAGUAUAUGGGAGAAAGAGGAGUUGGUCUGUGAUAGACCUUUCAUCAGAGGGGAAAGUUUCACUGUGUUGGUUGUCAUCAAAUCAGAAGGUUAUGAGGUGUAUGUGAAUGGAAAAAGUUGCUGCAUGUUCAAGCACCGCAUUCCUUUAGUGCAAGUGACUGCACUUGGCAUUUGGGGAGCUGUUUCAGUCCACUUCUAUGGUUUUAUUGAGAACUGGAGCGCAUCAUCUUUCUUUAAGGACCAAUCAAAACUGUUAGUCAUCCCAUCUGAACUUCCAAAUCCAAUCAUCCAGCCUAAAAUUCCCUACAUCGGAGCAGUAUGUGGAGGGAUAAAACCAGGAAUGGCUUUGUAUGUCGAAGGAAUGGUUCCUGCAAAUGGCAAUCAGUUUUCGAUAAAUUUCCAAGCAGGGCAGAAUAACAGUGAUGAUGUUCCUCUUACUUUUAACCCUCGAAUUGGUCAUUACGUAUACCUGAACAGCUGCAGAAAUGGUGUGUGGGAAAAGGAGCAAUUGGCGGCUGAAAAACCCUUUAUGAGGGGGACAGCUUUUAAUGUAUUGAUUUUCAUCAGUUCCAAAGGCUAUGAGAUGUAUGUGAAUGGAUGGAGACACUGCACAUUUACGCACCGCAUUCCAUUUGACAGAGUUACUACGCUUCACAUUUGGGGAGAUGUUUCCAUCAACUUCUGUGGUUUUACCGAUAAUUGGAGAAGAUCAUACACUUUUAGGGACCAACCAAAACUCACAGACGUUGGGAGAUCAUUUACAAGCCUGUUACCAGUCCCAUCAGAAAUUUCACAUCCAGUCAUCCAGCCUGUCCUUCCUUAUGUGAGUACAAUCAAGGGAGGGAUAAAACCAGAUAUGGCUGUGUUAUUCCAGGGGGUUCUUCCUGCACAUGCACAAGGCUUUGAAAUAAAUUUCAAAACAGGGGAGUCUGAUGUUGAUGACAUCGCUUUUCACUUCAACCCCCGCAUUGGUCAAUAUGUCUACCUGAACAGCUUUAGAAAUGAAAGCUGGGAAAAGGAGGAAUGUGUCUCUGACAAACCCUUUGUCAAGGGAUCAGCCUUCCAAAUAUUUAUCAUCAUCAAAACAGAGUGCUACGAGGUCUACAUUAAUGGCAUAAGACACUGCAUGUUCAAACACCGCUUUCCUCUAGAGAAAGUUUCACUAGUUAACAUUUGUGGAGAUGUAUCCCUGCCCAUCUUUGGUUUUGUUGAUAACUGGAACACACUGAAUAUGAGCCAAUCAAAUACUACAGUCAUGGGGAGUUUAGUUUCAAAACACUUAUCACUCCCAUCAGCGGUGUCAUGUCCAUUCAUCCAGCCUACACUUUCCUAUGUGAGUAGAAUCAAAGGAGGAAUAAGACCAGAUAUGGCUGUGUUCUUCCAAGGGACCAUUCCAAUAAACGGCAAACGCUUUGAAAUAAAUUUCAAAACAGGGGAGUCUGAUGUUGAUGACAUUGCUUUUCACUUCAACCCCCGGAUUGGUCAAUAUGUCUACCUGAACAGCUUCAGAAAUGGUAGCUGGGAGAAGGAGGACUGUGUCUCUGACAAACCCUUCACCAAGGGAGCAGGCUUCUAUAUGUUCGUUGUCAUCAAGUCAGACAACUAUGAGGUGUAUGUGAAUGGCUUGUGGCACUGUAUGUUCAAGCACCGCAUUCCUCUAGAGAAAGUUUCGACACUUGGCAUUUGCGGUGAUAUUUCCAAACCCAUCUAUGGUUGUAUUGAUAACUGGAGCAGUUCAUAUUUAUGUCUGGAUCAAUCAAGAAUCACAGGCAUGGGGAGCACAUUCUCAAGCCUGUUAGCAAACCCUUCAGAGUUAUCACAUCUAGUUAUCCAGCCUACACCUCCCUAUUUUGCUAAAAUACCUGGAGGUUUAAGACCAGAUAUGGCAGUAUAUUUCCAAGGGGCUGUUCCUGCACAUGCUGUAAGCUUUGAGAUAAACCUCCAAACAAGUUGGUGUCCAGAGAGUGACAUCGCUUUUCAGUUUAACCCUCGCAUUGGGCAAUUUGUAUACUUGAACAGCAGCAGAAAUGGCUGUUGGGAAAUGGAGGAAUCUGCCUCUAUCAAACCCUUCACAAAGGAAACAUCCUUUAAUAUGUUUGUUGUCAUCAAAUCAGAGGGCUAUGAGGUCUACGUGAAUGGACUGUUCCACUGUAUGUUCAAGCACCGCUUACCUUUAGAGAACGUUUGUACACUUAGUAUAUAUGGAGAUGUUUCAAUCCCCAUCUAUGGUUUUAUUGAUAACUGGAGCAAUUCCUCUUUCAUUACGGACCAAUCUAAAAUCACAAGCAAGGGAAGUCAAAGUCUGUUACCUGUACCAACAGAGGUUUCACAGUCAUUCAUCCAGCCUGCAAUUCCCUAUGUGGGUUUGAUCACAGGAGGGUUAAAACCAGACAUGGCUUUGUUCUUCCAAGGGACUAUUCCUGCACAUGCUAAUGGCUUCGAAAUAAAUUUCAAAACAGGACCAUGUGAUGGUGAUGACAUCGCAUUUCAUUUCAAUCCUCGAAUUGAUGGAUAUGUCUACCUGAACAGCUUUAGAAAUGGUAGCUGGGAUAAGACAGAACCUACACCUAAUAUACCCUUCAAUAAGGGAACGGCCUUAAAUAUGUUUGUUGUCAUCAAAUCAGAGGGCUAUGAGGUCUAUGUGAACGGCAUAAUAUAUUGCAUGUUCAAGCACCGCAUUCCUCUAGAGAAAGUUUCAACGCUUUGCAUUCGUGGAGAUGUUUCCCUUUCCAUCUGUGGUUUAACUGAUAACUGGAAGACCUCUUCCUUCUGCUCAGGUAUAGGGACCUCUAGCGCUACACCUUUCCUUAAAGAUGUUUCAUAUCUGAUCAGCAACCCUACACUUCCCUAUAUAAAUAGAAUCCCAAGAGUGCUAAAACAAGACAUGGCUAUACUUUUCCAAGGGACUGUUCCUGUAGAUGCCAAAAGCUUUGAAAUUAGUCUCAAAACGGGACUGUCUGAUGGUGGUGACAUCGCAUUUCAUUUCAACCCUCGCAUUGCUCAGUAUGUCUACCUGAACAGCUUCCGAAAUGGUAGGUGGGAGAAGGAGGAAACUGCACCUGACAAACCCUUCACUAAGGGAGCGGCCUUCCAAAUUCUUCUAGUCAUCAAAUUUGAGGGCUAUGAGGUCUAUGUGAAUGAUGUAAGACACUGCGUGUUCAAUCACCGCAUUCCUCUAGAGAAAGUUUCAACACUUGCGAUUUGUGGAGAUGUUUCUCUUCCCAUCUGUGGUUUUAUUGAUGACUGGAAGACAUCUUCCUUUUACUCAGUUAUAGGGGCCUCAAGCCCUACACCCAUCUCUGAAGAGAUUUUAUUUUCAGUCAGCAACCCUACACUUCCCUAUGUGGUUAAAAUCCCAGGAGGGAUAAAACAAGAUGUGGCUUUAUUUUUCCAAGGGACUCUUCAAACAGAUGCCAAAGGCUUUGAAAUCAAUUUUAAAACAGGGCCGUCUAAUGGUGAUGACAUCGCUUUCCAGUUCAAUCCUCGCAUUGGUCAAUAUAUCUACCUGAACAGCUUUAGAAAUGGAAGAUGGGAGAAGGAGGAAUCUGCACCUGACAAACCCUUCAUCAAGGGAGCAACCUUCCAAAUGUUUAUAGUCACCAACUUUGAGGGCUAUGAGGUCUAUGUGAACGGCUUAAAACAUUGCAUGUUCAAGCAUCGCAUUCCUCUAGAGAAAGUUUCAACGCUUGGCAUUCGUGGAGAUGUUUCCCUUUCCAUCUGUGGUUUAACUGAUAACUGGAAGACCUCUUCCUUCUGCUCAGGUAUAGGGACCUCUAGCGCUACACCUUUCCUUAAAGAUGUUUCAUAUCUGAUCAGCAACCUUACACUUCCCUAUAUAAAUGGAAUCCCAAGAGUGCUAAAACAAGACAUGGCUAUACUUUUCCAAGGGACUGUUCCUGUAGAUGCCAAAAGCUUUGAAAUUAGUCUCAAAACGGGACUGUCUGAUGGCGGUGACAUCGCAUUUCAUUUCAACCCUCGCAUUGGUCAGUAUGUCUACCUGAACAGCUUCCGAAAUGGUAGGUGGGAGAAGGAGGAAACUGCACCUGACAAACCCUUCACCAAGGGAGAGGCCUUCCAAAUUCUUCUAGUCAUCAAAUUUGAGGGAUAUGAGGUCUAUGUCAAUGACGUAAGGCACUGCGUGUUCAAUCACCGCAUUCCUCUAGAGAAAGUUUCAACACUUGCGAUUUGUGGAGAUGUUUCUCUUCCCAACUGUGGUUUUAUUGAUGACUGGAAGACAUCUUCCUUUUACUCAGUUAUAGGGGCCUCAAGCCCUACACCCAUUUCUAAAGAGAUUUCAUUUUCAGUCAGCAACCCUACACUUCCCUAUGUGGGUAAAAUCCCAGGAGGGAUAAAACAAGAUGUGGCUUUACUUUUCCAAGGGACUGUUCCAACAGAUGCCAAAGGCUUUGAAAUCAAUUUUAAAACUGGGCCGUCUAAUGGUGAUGACAUCGCUUUCCAGUUCAGUCCUCGCAUUGGUCAAUAUAUCUACCUGAACAGCUUUAGAAAUGGAAGAUGGGAGAAGGAGGAAUCUGCACCUGACAAACCCUUCAUCAAGGGAGCAACCUUCCAAAUGUUUAUAGUCACCAACUUUGAGGGCUAUGAGGUAUGUUCUAUGGUCAUCUGCAUGCAUAUUUUACAUGAAAGGAUAACAUUAAAAGCCACAUUUUCCUUCUUUUUGCAGGUCUAUGUGAACGGUUUAAAACAUUGCAUAUUCAAGCACCGCAUUCCUCUAGAGAAAGUUUCCACACUUGCCAUUCGUGGAGAUGUUUCCCAAAUCAUAUGUGGUUUUAUUGAUAACUGGAGUAGUUCUUCAUUCUUUACGGAACUAAAGAAAGACACAGGCAUGAAGAGCAUAACCUCAAAUGUCAUCACUCUGGAUGUUUCACAAUCAAUCAGCAACCCUGCAAUUCCCUAUAUAGGUGCAAUCCCACCAGUCAAAAAACAAGAUUUGGCUGUUAUAUUUCAAGGGACCAUUCUUAAAAAUGCAGAAAGAUUUGAUAUAAAUUUCCAAACUGGGCAAGGUGCCCAUGAUGACAUUGCAUUUCACUUUAACCCCCGGAUUGGUCGUUAUACUGCCUUGAACAGCUUCAGAAAUGGUUCCUGGGAUAAGGAGGAAUCUGUGCUUGACAAACCCUUCACCAACGGAUCAACCUUCCAAAUUAUUGUUGUCUUUCAAUCAGAUAGAUAUGAGGUUUAUGUGAAUGGCUUGAGCCACUGCACAUUUAAACAUCGCAUACCUUUAGAGAAAGUUUCUACAAUUGCCGUUUGUGGGGAAGUUACCAUUCAGCUCAUUAGUUUUAUUGAAGUAAGUAAAGCUUUUUCUGCUUCCAAUUUAUUUUCUGCAAGUUAUUAAAAAGGUUUAUAGUUCCAUUAAUUAACAUGUUUUAUAUUUUUGUUUCCAUUAGAGCUGGAGUUCAUCUAUCAGUAAAUAAUAAUCUAAGAAGAGUAACAUAAUUUCGACAUAAAUUUUGGAUAUUGUCUCUACAUCAGGUUAUCUAAAGUUUUGCUGCAAGGCCUGCUUGGAUACUUCUAUUGCAUUCCAAUGGAGAAAAAAAAGUUUUGUCUAUCCAAAAAUGCAGAAAGAAGUGACAAGACCAUCCAGAAGUGACAAGUGAAACUCUGUUCUGAUUUUUGUUGAAGGGUAGCUUGUCUGGCCAACAAUCUACAUUGGAAAGGCUUUGAUGUGGUUAAGCUUGCAUUAGGAUUCUCUAUUAGAGAGACUCAAACGGGGGAUUCAGGGAACAUAAGGAAUCUUUCAUAUACUUUUCUUAUCUGCUUAGGGGUAUUAAUAUCAUUCAAUGCAUACUUAGUCCUGUGUUCGAAAAAUGGGCACCUUGUUGGGUAAUAUGAUUUUUUUUUUUUUUAAACUGUGCAGGCCUCUUCUUUUCUCUAGUUCACUGGUUAAAUUUCUGUUUGUUGAACUGAUUUAUCUGUUAAUUCUCAAUAAACAAUGGAAACAUGAAGGUUCGGAUGCUUAUCUUUUUUUAUCCCUAAACUAUAAAUAGUCUUCUCUCUAGACUAGGGAGGACCAUAACACCAAAAUGUAAAUGCUAAUUUACUGGAAUAGCGAAAGCUGAUGAGGAAAAUACAUUUACAAUGUGAAUCUAACAAUGUUCACCUCCCACUGGUCUGAAAAAAAAAAAAAAUCAGUAAUUUAAAUAACCACAUCACAUCACAUAUUUCUUUAUACAACCUUCCUUGGGGAUUAAAAGUUGUU
This is a messenger RNA of Ictalurus furcatus (blue catfish), 7889 nucleotides long. RefSeq lists its product as uncharacterized. The transcript is spliced from 52 exons. Lineage: Eukaryota; Metazoa; Chordata; Actinopteri; Siluriformes; Ictaluridae. Gene Ontology annotation, molecular function: carbohydrate binding. Bases 123 to 7025 code for a protein of 2300 amino acids. The record is from RefSeq and is a predicted model, not a curated record.